Molecule: messenger RNA, 984 nt
Organism: Sugiyamaella lignohabitans
Lineage: Eukaryota; Fungi; Ascomycota; Dipodascomycetes; Dipodascales; Trichomonascaceae
Exons: 1
Coding region: 1-984 (327 amino acids)
Source: RefSeq, a predicted model, not a curated record
AUGGCAUCAGGGGCCAAAUAUCGGCCGCAAAGAUGGAGGCGCGAGGCUCGGGGACUUGAGGACAGCUUCUCAAAGCUCAAUAUUGAAGGAGAAAGUCAUGCUGAAGCAGAUGCAAAAGCCAGAGCUCGUAGAGAACGGUUCAGUCAACCCGCUAAGAAAGAGGAAUAUGGACUUAUAAGUCGAGGAGAAGAUAAUAGAUUACGAGUAGAUUCCAAAGCUCGAAGAACAUAUUUCUAUCAGACGCAGUUAAGAGCUCUGAAGAUAAUAGCAGCAUCAACAAGUCAAAGACAAUACAUUGAAGACGUUCUCAAGAUUGUGGACCAUGAGGUAUCAGAUAGCUAUCAAGCUGUCGAUACCAACGGCCGGCAUCAAUCAUCGGAUACAGACAGUGAAGACAGUGUUCUAAUGUCACUGCGAAAGUUGCGAGAAGCUCUACUUCCAAUAGAGCCUGACAAGUUCACCAAACAGGUGUUUUUGUUCUCAGUACGAAUGGCCGUGUUGGCUGGUAAAUACCAAGCCUUCAUUCCCAGUGUGCUUUAUAUUUUAGAUGUGAUCCACCCUGUAGUACCGCUUAGUUUCGAUGAAUUCAGACAGGUAGCUCUUUUACAUGUGUACCACACCGCUCACUUCAGCAACGACGUUGGUACCGCCUAUAAGACUCUGUACCAUUAUCUCCCCGAUGACAAACGUGCUUGGACUGUAUUACAAGCCCUAGCAAGUAAUAAUUUUGUCAGCUGGGUCCAACAGAAGCGGACCGAGCCCGACUUAUGGCUCCGUCUCUCACUAGACCAAAACCAUGCGACCAUGGCAAAGAACGCCAUUCCAACCAUUUCCAAGUCGUACAUGAAGCUUCACGAAUCGUCUAUCGAGCGCUUACUGGGCCUCGACUGGAACACACUCACCAGUAACCCAAACAUAGGCUGUGUCUGGCCAAAAGACAGCACCGGCACUGCCACCAUCCGCCAGAGAAAGACGCAAUCGUGA